This is a messenger RNA of Saprolegnia parasitica CBS 223.65, 177 nucleotides long. RefSeq lists its product as hypothetical. The transcript is spliced from 2 exons. Lineage: Eukaryota; Oomycota; Saprolegniomycetes; Saprolegniales; Saprolegniaceae. The coding region runs from base 1 to 177 and encodes 58 amino acids. The record is from RefSeq and is a predicted model, not a curated record.
AUGGUCCGGAUUAGCCUCUCUACCGAAAUCAGCGGCGCGGAAUUCAUCGGGCGCAACAAAACGCUGUUUUCAAAUACACUGUUUGGAAAGACGCUGGCUGGUUCGAUUCGGCGGUGCGUGCGUCCGAUGGGCGCACUUGUCCAGACGCAAGACACGCUUUUGCAGUCUGCCUUGUAA